Messenger RNA from Acanthaster planci (crown-of-thorns starfish), 1705 nucleotides. Its product is annotated as cornifelin homolog B-like. The record is from RefSeq and is a predicted model, not a curated record. NCBI's taxonomy places the organism in Eukaryota, Metazoa, Echinodermata, Asteroidea, Valvatida, Acanthasteridae.
GAAGCCCCCCGCUCGCCCCCCCGUGCUAGGAAUCCUGGCUACGCCGCUGACUGCAAUAUCACUCGAGUGGGAUCCAUGCUGAUAUGAGCCAGGGGGAGGGGUCCGCGACGUAUUUUGAAAAUGUCCAAUGUGAUAAGGCAACGAGCGCUGCGCAGUGCCGACCGACAACGACGGAUUUCCGGAAAGGAUUAAACUCUGGAACGUUCCAACAGAAGCGUUGGCAACACGUGACUAGAAACCGGGAGGGGUACCGGAAAGCCGACAAUUAAAAUGGCCGACUAAUCUUCUUGCAAAGUUCAGAGGUGGGUUUUACUGACUGAGGGAGCAUGUUUAUUUGAAGGGACGUAGCGAGGCCCUGGUGACCGCAAAGUUGACGUCAGGAUUCGUGUCUGCCUUGGUUUGUUUGGUUCUCUUGGAGAGGUGACAAUAAUGGUUGGACCUUGGCGGAGUGUCCCAGACUUGCUUUAUGAGACUUACCCCACGAGGGACCUGCGGCGGGAAUUCCCCUCUGAUCCCGGGUUCUCCACCGCGCGCUGCGAGAGUAACACUCUCCCGUCGGCUCCUUACCGGUCAAGGGGAAGUUCUGCUCCACAGACGAGACGCGAGGAAGCCCAGUCAUCUUACCCAGCAUCCAAUGUCGUCUGCCUGAAGUCGACCUCGGGGAACACGACAACCUUCACGGUGGCCAGCGCUAGUGUGACUCGGCUGCCGAACGGGGACGACAAAAUGUGCAUAGCGUGUCAACAGUACCAUCUCAGGAGACUAGAACCGAUCACACGACAACCGCAGCCAAAGAUGUCGAGACCCCAGUAUAUCAAGGUGGCGUCUGAUUGGUCAACUGAUCUAUUUGGGUGUAUGGAGGAUGAACACACGUGUUUGCUGGGUGCUGUGUGCAGCCCGUGCUUAGCCUGUUCGCUGGCUCGACAACUGGGGGAAUCCUGUUUUGUCGUGACCUGCGUUCCUGGGGGAAUCUUCGCACUGAGAACCAAGCUCCGGAUGCAACAAAACAUCGAGGGAUCCAUCUGCAACGACUGCUUAACAGUGUGUUGCUGUUGUCCGCUUGCCCUAUGCCAAAUGGCCAGAGAACUGGACAAUGCAGAAAUUGGACGCUUAGGCUGAGGCAGACAUCAGCGUGGUCAUCUUCAGCAUUGAGGGAGUGAUGCGGUGCUCAUGUAAAAAAAAUGUUGUGUAGAGAAAUAUAUUUGAUACGACUUUUUCCACUAAUUCCAAGGUGAUGUCAAGCAUCUCUUUCCUAUAACAGUGGCUAUUAUCAUAAUACAAGGUGCCUACCGUUUGUAUAAGUGGCUAAAGUUUUCAAAAAUUCAAUACGCAUAUGCCUCACUUGUGUUAAAUGAGGAGAUAUGUUUUCAACUUAUGCAUAGUUUAGUAGUGUUUUUAGUCAUUCAAGUUUUCAAAUUUUGUUUUUCUUUUCUACCGAUGUGCAGCCAUAGUUUGUCAAUUACUGACUGGUGGGGAGAAGUGACCACUGUGGUGUCGUAUCAGAAAGCUAGGUUCUACACAUGGCCAAAAAGCAAUGCAGAAAAAAGUUUUACUACACCAAAGGAUUUAAAAUCUUGUUUCAAUCUCAACCCAGAUAAUAAGAGCACUGUUAAUACAGCAUGAUAUUCUGCCCAUAUCAGAGGUGGCAGCAAGUCAUUUUUUGCAGGUCAAGUCACAAGUCAUUAAGUCCAGUCACAAGUCAUUA